This is a messenger RNA of Globicephala melas (long-finned pilot whale), 1184 nucleotides long. RefSeq names its product zinc finger and SCAN domain-containing protein 22. NCBI's taxonomy places the organism in Eukaryota, Metazoa, Chordata, Mammalia, Artiodactyla, Delphinidae. The record is from RefSeq and is a predicted model, not a curated record.
AAAGUCACGGCCGCUGUCCCCACGGCUCACGCACCUGGCCGGACUACAACUCCCGGCGUGCCCCCGAAUGCUGGGUGUGGGCGACGCGGCGCCUUCUGGGAAUUGUAGUCCAGGUGGGCGGGCAGUCGCACGAGCCGGGGCGCCUGAGACGCGGCGCGUUCUGGGGGCUGUGGUCCCAGCUGGCGCCCGGACUCCUCAUUCCAGCGCCGCCGCGUCGCCUGCCGGGAGCGUCCGCCCGCGCACCAGCGGGUGAGGUGGGUCUGGGCGUGGGGUCCACGCGCGCAUUGCCGGAGAGAAACCACGGGAAACCCUGAAGCGGCGAACGCCUGCGGUGGUCUAAGCGAGAUGUGUGGGACCGACACGCGCAGAUGGAGAGCGAGGGGCUGACCCCGAGCCGCGCGUGGACCGACAGACGGACAGACCGAGUGUGGAACUCUGUUCCAGUGCGGGGCCUGCUGACUGACCAGUUGUACCCAUUUCCAAGGCUCCAGCCAUCCCAUAUCUCACUGGAGGUCUGCUGCCCAAUGGCCAUCCCCAAGAGCCUUGUGAGCCCGGUGCCCUGGGAACAGGAUGACUUUCUCCAAGUGAAGGUCGAGCAUGAGGAGGCCAGCUUCUCUCAGGUCCAGGAGUCUAACUUUGGCCACACCUCCCACCCUGAGGCUGCCUGUCUGCGCUUCCGACACUUCUGCUAUGAGAAGGCAUCCAACCCACGUGAGGCGCUGGCCCGGCUCUGUGAACUCUGCCGCCAGUGGCUGCGGCCCGAGGUGCGCUCCAAGGAGCAGAUGCUGGAGCUGCUGGUGCUGGAGCAGUUCCUGGGCGCGCUGCCCCCCGAGAUCCAGACUUGGUUGCGGGCUCAGUGCCCCGAGAGUGGCGAGGAGGCUGUGAUGCUCGUGGAAGACCUGACUCAGGCACUGGACAAGAGAGGUCUAUCAAGACGACUGAUGGGUGUGCAUCAUCCAUGACACACUGACCACACUGGGAGUUUGCCUCCCUCAUCAGCCCCCUCGUGUCCACCAAGGAUUGAGUUCUCAACAACAGAACUCUUCAGAAUAAAUGUCCUGGUUGUCUGUAAAAGGCUGAGCUGUCCUUGGCGAUACCACUUUAGCUGGGUUUCUCCUCAGGAUGAAUUGUGUGGAUGGUAAAAAGAAAAAACCCAAGUUCCACUUUUGCCUGAGGUGCUCCAC